AUGUCCAAAUCAGAGAACAAUCCGCCGGUAACGCAGACAGUGGACGAUGAUGAACCUGAUGAAUGGUAUGAACCCUCUCUUCUCCGUCUCCUGGGGCCAGGGAACAAGGUCUCCGCUUUGGACUGGUCGGCUAACGCUCCAAUCCAAUUCUGUAGGGACAAGCGGAUCUUCAGCACCGGAUGCGCAGGUAAGACGGCGACCCUUUUUAAAGACGGCAAGGGGUGA
Molecule: messenger RNA, 225 nt
Organism: Blastomyces dermatitidis ER-3
Lineage: Eukaryota; Fungi; Ascomycota; Eurotiomycetes; Onygenales; Ajellomycetaceae
Exons: 1
Coding region: 1-225 (74 amino acids)
Source: RefSeq, a predicted model, not a curated record